AUGGAAAAUAAUGCAAAUAUUGGUGAAAUAAUUAAAAGUACAAGAGACAAAGAUUUGUUAUUAUUUGCAAAUUUUACGUAUCGAAAAGUUCAUGAAUCGAAAAAUUCUUCAAUACGAUGGCGUUGUACUGUUAGAACUUGCAUUGCAAAAGUGUAUACUUCUUUAGAAAAUAUUGUACAAAUAGUUGAAAUUGUAAAUGAACAUAACGGGCACGAUCAACCAAGUAUAGACAGAAAAAUUUAUUCAAAUGGAUGUAAGAGAAAAGCUAUGGAAAAUCUGUAUACUAAACCAAGUAAGAUAUUACGAACUGAAAUUUCUAAAAAUAUAUCUAAUUUACAAUCCAUCACUACCGAUGAUAUAUCACUAGUUCGACGAAAUAUUUAUAACGCCCGUAGAAAGAUAGUGCCACCAUUACCAAAAACAAUGGAAGAUUUGCAAAAGAGUAUAAGCAAUUUGGAUUUGAGAACGGACCUCAAUGAGCAAUUUCUAUUAACCAAUGAUCCGAACUGUCAUAUAAUAAUAUUUUCAUGUGACACAAAUUUAAAAGUUCUAUGCCAAUCUGAGAUUAUAUACAUGGAUGGAACUUUUGAAUAUUGCCCCAAGUUAUUUACGCAAUUGUUUUCUUUGCAUGGUUUAUGCAAUGAUCAUUAUAUCCCACUUUUAUUUGCAUUACUUCCAGACAAAAAAACUUCAACUUACAUAAAUUUAUUUAAAAAUAUCAUAAAUUUUGUGUAA
This is a messenger RNA of Macrosiphum euphorbiae (potato aphid), 735 nucleotides long. NCBI's taxonomy places the organism in Eukaryota, Metazoa, Arthropoda, Insecta, Hemiptera, Aphididae. The record is from the annotation of a GenBank genome assembly.